Messenger RNA from Pocillopora verrucosa, 798 nucleotides. The record is from RefSeq and is a predicted model, not a curated record. Lineage: Eukaryota; Metazoa; Cnidaria; Anthozoa; Scleractinia; Pocilloporidae.
AUGGUGGUCUUUUACAUAUGUGAAGAAAUUAAUCAAAUGAGAUUAGAGGGGAAGUCGUACUUCACAGAAUGGAUGACCCUGUUUGACUGGUCAGGCCUGUUGCUUAUCCUGUGUAUAAUACCCUUACGGUACACGCAAAGUAAAGCCCAGUGGCUUGUGGCAUCUUUAGCUUUCUUGUUCAACUUCCUGAGGAUCUUUAAGUUUUCUUGCCUGACAAGGACAACCGGAUUAUACACAAAAACCUUGGCUAAGAUCAUUUUGCACGAUGUGACAAGAUCCAUGGCGGUUUUUAUUGUUAUCUUUUUUUCCUUCUGUGGUGCUUUGUCUUUAUCGCUCUGUUACUCCGAUGAAAACCAACAGUUUAGUGACUUCGGAGAUGUGUUAUUGAGUGGCUUUCGCGCGCUCUCUGAACAAAGACCAAUUGCUUACGAUUAUUCAAAUUUCAACUGGCUCUCCAUUCUGUUAAUGAUGGCCUACAUGGGGAUCGUGAUAGUGAUUCUACUCAACAUUCUCAUUGCACAAAUGAGUACGACCUACACACAGGCCAAGAAAGUCGCCCGUCUGGAAUAUGAUGUGGAUCGUAUUCUACAACUCACACGCAUGGAGAGAUUUCCUUUUCUGAAUCUGCGCGUGAAGUAUUACAAAGAGGGAGACUGGAUCAGUGAAAUGAAACUCGCCCAAGAUCUUCUUGAAUUCAGUGAAGAUCGCAGCCCUUGGGAGUCGGUGGAAGAGAAACUUACUGCGAUUCGGGAUAUGAUGACGAAGAUGGUGAAACAGAUGAGGCCUGGAAUCAGAUGA